Messenger RNA from Clavispora lusitaniae ATCC 42720, 921 nucleotides. The record is from RefSeq and is a predicted model, not a curated record. Lineage: Eukaryota; Fungi; Ascomycota; Pichiomycetes; Serinales; Metschnikowiaceae.
AUGGAAUCACCGGAGUGCCAGAUCCAUACGCAGACAAAUUUGUGGAUUUCUAGACGAUAUGCGUCUGACGGACAUCUUAGAGGUUGUCCAGUCGAUUACCUGUUGCUACGGACUACCAGUCUGUUGACGGACCAUAGUCUAGAACCCGCUCAUGAUAACAUCAUCACUUGGGUGUUUGGCCACGUGCCAUACCUUCAUCAUUUGCCAAGUACAAUCGCGAUCGCUGCCUAUAGAUCUAACGUCACAACGCACGCCAGUCGCUUACAGAUCACUUUCCAAGAGUCUGGAUUUUGCAGUCUCUGUCAGCUACACGCUUUUGAAUUCAUUUCCAAGGGUCUGAAUCAAGUCUCUACUCACAGACCAGUACGCCAUGGCCGCCCAUUAUUAUUAUCCUAUUCUACCAGCCCACCGUUCACCACUCCACAUUCAUAUCAUUCUUCUCAUCCACUCCUUAACUACCGCAUGUCUAGACAUACACGUUCAUUCACAGCAGCGCACGGACCGCAUCCAGUCGCCGCGCAAGAGUUCGUCGACGGAGGCUCGCCUGGCUGGGUCCGUGUCCAACAAUUUGUAGAGGAAAAACCGCCGGAGCACAAAGUCGUCUUCAUCAAAGUCCUCCUUGUCUGUUUCUUCAAACAACGUCUCGAUGGGCGCAAACGACCCCUGCCGCCGGAUCGUCCACUCUUUUGUUUUGCGGUUGUAGUCUGCAAGCAUGCGCAGAUUGCAGUAUUCGCCAAAAACUGCAUCCUUUGCCUUUUGGUUUUUCUGUGCCGUGCUUGUCCAGAGCACCGUUGCUGGGUAUACGUGCAGAACGUCUUCGUCGUGUGUUUUAUCGUGCACAGAAACCAGGCAAAAAUCGCCGUACCGCCCGCUAAAGUAGGAGCGCCGGAAAUUGAAAAGGGCCAAUAUGGCGACGCCUAG